GUUAGCCACUAGUUAUAUAGCAAAAUAUAUUAUAAACACACAAAGAGACAUAGAGAGAGAGAGGAGAGAAUAAACAAAAGAAAAUAUGAGGUUGGCUGCAAUCUUCUUGGCUUGUUGUAUCUUAUCCUCUUUACUCCCAAGCCACUUCUCUCAAGGUGAAGAACUAAGUGUGACUGCUGGGCAGAUAAAGCCGUGGUGCCCAUCAAAAAAACAAGCGUUCAGUGGUUCAUGCUCAAAUGAUGGAGCACAACAAUGUGUAAAUGACUUGUUAAAUACUUGGUAUCCAUAUGUAAGGCUUAGCCCAAUCUCCUGCACUUGCACUUCUCAGGCUAACAACAUGCGUCUCUGUAGUUGUCCUAAUAUGAUUUGCAAAUAAAAUUUUUCUUCUAAUUAUAAUACCCCAAACUGUUGUUCUAAACAAUUUUCAUAUCUAUCUGUAAUAUUGUUUAAAUUCCCAUGAGAUAAUAAUAUAAUUGCAUCUCCAAAUUAAAUUAGA
Molecule: messenger RNA, 496 nt
Organism: Brassica rapa (field mustard)
Lineage: Eukaryota; Viridiplantae; Streptophyta; Magnoliopsida; Brassicales; Brassicaceae
Product: defensin-like protein 245
Biological process (GO): signal transduction
Source: RefSeq, a predicted model, not a curated record